UCAUUGCCGUCUUUUAUUCGCUGCUAUUGAAGAUGAUGAACUUUUUAACGAUACUUUUAAUUUUUGGAAUAAUGUUUAUGGAUUUAAAAUGACAGCAAUGAAACGUCCAAUUUAUACGAGUGCUAUUAUAGAUCAUGUAACAUCAGAUGCACUUAUUUCCAAUACAGUUUCAAUUAAA
Messenger RNA from Cetraspora pellucida, 178 nucleotides. NCBI's taxonomy places the organism in Eukaryota, Fungi, Glomeromycota, Glomeromycetes, Diversisporales, Gigasporaceae. The record is from the annotation of a GenBank genome assembly.